Brassicogethes aeneus is the source of this 1728-nucleotide messenger RNA. The record is from the annotation of a GenBank genome assembly. NCBI's taxonomy places the organism in Eukaryota, Metazoa, Arthropoda, Insecta, Coleoptera, Nitidulidae.
AUGGCGAAUGUGCGUGACAGCGAUACUUCUUUGUGGCUUCAUAAUAAACUCGGAAUUUCGAACGAUUCCUGGACAGGAGGCUCAAUAUGUUCGCAAUUAAACGCGGAAGUUUUGAGGAACAUAAAAGACUGCUUCCCGGAUUUGCAGACACAGGUCAAAUUGAAAUUGUUGUUAAGUUUUUUCCAUAUCCCGCGCAGGAAUCUCGAAGAGUGGAAAUCCGAAUUGGAACAAAUUUUGGAUGUGGCCAUGGCAGACUCUGAAUUAUGGGUGUGUAUGUUGGCCGACACUUUACGAACUUAUCCGUCGACCGGAUCGCUAAACACGGAAAUAUCCGAUCUCGACGAAGUACGGCCGAUUUUUACCGACCUCGUGAACGACCUUCGACGAUUGGUUCGGAAGCAAAACGAACAAAACAUGCUACCCAUGGAAUGCCACUAUUUAAAUAAAGCCUCUCUCAUAUCAGUUGUUGGCAACAAGCCGGAACCAAUCAAGCAUUUUACCAUCAAAAAGAAACCCAAAUCGGCCUCUCUCAGGGCGGAACUGAUGCAAAAGUCCUCGGAUGCGGCGUCAAAUCUUAAAAAAUCCUCCGCGCCCGUUAUACCUGUUAGAUCCAGAGGCAUGCCCAGGAAGAUGACCGACACGACACCGUUGAAGGGUAUUCCAAGUCGAAUGACAACGCACGGAUUCAGAUCGGCGGGCUUAAAUGGAAACAUUAACAACAGGCCGUCUUUGACUAGACCGCCUGCAGGUAGAAAGGAGGGGGGUGUUAAAUUGCUGGAAAUAUCGGACCAACCGUUGGGAUAUGCGGCAGCUAAAAAGAGAAAGAAGUUGCAAGAAAUCGAGGAUGCAAAGAAAGCUACAGAAACCACUCCAGGUUUGCAAAGUCCUCCAUCAGCAGCUGGAGCAACACCAGAUUAUGCUGCAGGGCUUAGCUCCACUCCUGCUUAUGCGCCUGCUACACCACAACCUACUGUUACACCUGCAGCUUCAUCCACCUCCGUCCUGACGGUAACUCCGCCUGCGGCGCAAGCGGUCGCCGCCCCCCCUCUCACACCAACCACCCCCGCAGCGGUUGCCAUCCCGGUCGCUUCCGCCGCCGCGCAACCGCUUCCGCAACAGCCGCAGUACGUGGUUCAACCGUCGUCGGCGGCGGCGGGCGCCACCGUCGUCACCACCAUGCGUCCCGUACCGCCUCUCAUGCCGACGGCGGCGGCCGCCGCGGCUGCCGCCCAGAGGAUCGUCGCCACCGAUCAGACGGCGGCGGCCGCCGUUCUGGGGCAGGUGGUCGCCGGCGCGCCGGUGGUGGUGGCCCAAAGGCCCACGCAGGCGGUACCCACCGUCACGCAGAUCAGGAUCCAGCCGCAGCCGGCGGCCAAUGCGCUGCAAAGGAGGGGCCUCGCCCUUACGAGGGAACAAAUGUUGGAGGCGCAGGACAUGUUCCGCACGGCGAACAAGGUCACGCGUCCGGAAAAAGCGCUCAUUUUGGGCUUCAUGGCGGGCUCGCGCGACAACCCUUGCCCGCACCUCGGCAACAUCGUGACCAUAAAGCUGUCCGAGGACCAGGAAACGGUGCUGCAGCAAGACGACACGUACGCGAACAUGCUGGUGGAGACGCACUUCCAGAUGAACUACAACAACGGCGAGUGGAAGAGGAUCAAAAAGUACAGGGCCAUCGAGAACCUGCUCGACCAGAUACCGGCCGGCGCGCCCACGCCGGCCCUGGUCUGA